Molecule: messenger RNA, 2882 nt
Organism: Amoebophrya sp. A120
Lineage: Eukaryota; Dinophyceae; Syndiniales; Amoebophryaceae
Source: the annotation of a GenBank genome assembly
UUAACAUCUGGGCACAUUUACCUACGGUGCUUGCUACGAGAAGAGUUCGUCUUUCUGCCGAUUCCGAACGAGAUGACUCGCGUAGAAAAAAAGCGAUACAGCCGCCGACGUUUCUACUACGCGGAAAUUCUGAUGGCCCCAUCCUGACUUCGUUUUGUUCGUUGGUUCCUUUGGCGAUAAGAGGUAGCGCACACAGAAGAAUCAUAGGUGCACAGCGAGCGUUUUCCUUUUCGCUGGUAGAAAACAAUCCUGAACCUCCCGGACACUAUUCGAAAUAGCUCCCGAAGCAGGGAUAGAAGAGUAUUUUUUUGGAUCGUUUAUUCAUCUGAGUAAAACAGAACCUUAUCGUUCAAGUCAGAGAAUGUGAAAAAUGGGGAACCCCGCCUUCGGUGCGAGAAUUGGCCUCGAUUCCUGAGCCCACUGCGAACAAGUAGUGAAGAACUCAGGUCCACCUCGGUGCCAAGCCGGGCGUCGAGCGAGAGUUUCGUCGGCGUAGACGUAGUGCCAACCGGCGACUCGUGUAUCUGUGCAAGAGACCUUCCAAAUGUCCACUCAAAACCCGCGGUCCGGGGCCUCUAAGGCCAGCGAGAGCAGUAUGAUGAAGCUCCGAUCAAAUUUGACCGGCGCAAAGGAGUCCAGAAAACGGGCGGAGCUCGAUGCCCAGUUGCUAGCCAAUCGUACUUUACUGUUCUUUGAUGUAGUACUGAGGCAACAAGUGCCAGCACCUCCGGAUGCUAGUGCGAGCACGGUAUCGAUUAUUCAAACAAUAUCACAGGUAUCGCUCUAUUGAAGCAAGAGGAGGAGAAGGCAUGGAAGAAGAUAGACGAAACGAGAAAGCGAGCUGGGGAGAUAGUGGGACUGCGAACGGUGAACGAGAGCAAGUUCAUGGCCAAAGAGGACUACUACAAGGGAAAAUGGGAAGGCAUAAGGCAGGCCCAAGCACAAAACGCGUAUAUAAAUCCGGCUUGUGAUGUUUUGCUUUUUUGGGAAAUUUGGCCUUGCAUGUUAUGUACAACAGUGCGGCUCUACGUUUUUCAUGUAUUCGCCGAAUGGAAGAUGAAAUCACAAUGAAAAAAAUCUCUCUGCAGAUAUAACCGCGACAAAGCAAAGGCAACACGAGACCAGACGAAGACGGAGCUCAUGGGCCAAAAAAAGAAGCAAGUAGACAAUGUCAAGGGCCUCAGUCAGGUAUGUUUUUCCAUUCGGUCAUGCUGAAGAAACUAAGAGAUCACAAUCACUCACGCUGCGCUUGAAUACUCCCUCCUGUGGUUUCGCUCUGAAAGAAAUGGUGUCAAUUAUGCUUUGCAAAAAACAACAACUUCACUGACUUGCAGCAAAACUUGAUGGCCAAGAAAGAGAGACAAGCCAUGGAGCAGCAGAUAAAUAACGAGCGGUCGGAGAUGAUUCGCCGACAAAAAGCAGAGGCGAAAGCCAAAUUGGAGCGGGAGCAAGAGGCGAAAUUGCAAAAGUAUUCAAAACUACAAACUAGUACCACGUGUUGUCCUUGUCAACAGGUCUUUUCUUCACUCAGAUUGUGCUUCUGGUGCUCCAGGAGAAUAAUUUUUAACAUGCAACGUAAUAGAGGUGCCACUGGCGCUGCCGGCUGCCAUGGAGAUAGAUUGGGCGACCGGAGGGCGGACACGUAUUUGGUUUCGAAUUCCACAAUCAUAUGCGACUGCACAGGUACCGCUCGGAAUACGAGAACCGGGUUGCGCAGGAGGAGAUGUUGCGGGCUCGGACCGAAGCCCUCGUGGCGCAGAUGGAGAAGGAGGAAAUGGAAUUGAUUCAGCGUUUACAAAACACCCAGACGGUGCAAAGACGUGCCUACGAGGUAAUGUUGACUUUCUAAGUAAUUGUAAGUACUUCCUGCAGAACUGCUGCUCUUUGGGUCUUUGGUCUUUCUGGGGGACGGACGUCAGAGGUGGGCCCUCCCUGCACAAUAUUAAAUGGUGGCGACUUCCAGAGGUACUUUUCAGCAGGAGAAUCUGUGCGUUCAUUUACUGAGUUAUGGUGUUGCAGCAAAUGAGAUGAAACACGAAAAAAACGAUCCAUACGAAUCACCACAGGAGCUCGAGGGCGCUCUGGGUGCGACGACAACCUCUUCCGGCAACAAGCUGGCAGCCUCGCCGUCUACGAUGGCAGAGAUCAAGGAAAACUAGCUCAGCAGACACGUCUGUUUCACCGGAGGACCUCCGCUUUUUUAUAUGGGAUCAACCUCAGCGCAUUUUGUAUUACGGUAACUAGCCCCAACGGAGUGUAGAGUCCACAAGAGGUGGAUUCUAUCCCCUUCAGGUCAAACCUAGCAGAUUCUUAAAUUCGAAAAGUAGACGAGAAAAACCCUCUCAAUUCCAAAAGAGUAAAUUAGCAGAUUUAGAUUUCACUUUCAAAAGACUCACGGUCAGCGCGUGGUCCAGUCGUCUCAGAGGACCAAAGAGUCCUUCGUUAAAGCAGAAAAAUUUCACUUUUAAUACACUGUUCGUGUUGGACACCAUCAGGGUCCAGGAAAGUUUCUCGAGACUUAUUUUUCGAUCCUUUGUUUUUUAAACGGACGCAGCUACGCACUGAGGCUCCUGUACUGAGUUUUAUUUUCCGGGUUGAUAACGGUCGUAAGUACAUGAUUUUCAGACAAUCCAAGGGAAGGGACGGACGUGGUCGGGCUACUGUCGCAGUGCCAACGCCACUGGUCACACCGUCGAUUAUUUUGACGCUGUUGGUCGCAAUAUUUUGUAGGAAGCACUCGGGAGCGGAACUGCGAGCAAUUGAUUUCAGAUUUCACCGUAACAGAAAAAUGAACCCUGUAUCAACUACACUGAAAUGUGCAAAGACACUUUUUUUCAACAUGGACGAUACACCUAUGUACAUACUUGGAAACAUGAGAAAGU